This is a messenger RNA of Anopheles nili, 1297 nucleotides long. Its product is annotated as actin, cytoplasmic-like. The record is from RefSeq and is a predicted model, not a curated record. The coding region runs from base 91 to 1221 and encodes 376 amino acids. NCBI's taxonomy places the organism in Eukaryota, Metazoa, Arthropoda, Insecta, Diptera, Culicidae. The transcript has a single exon.
AUUACUUCAGCUUGCACGUAGCCUUCGCUGGUGGUUAUUCAGUUUGAAGUUAAGUUGGAACGUGCUCGGUCGUGAAGGAACGAAAGCAAGAUGUGUGACGAAGAAAUUGCCGCGUUGGUCGUAGACAAUGGUUCCGGAAUGUGCAAGGCCGGAUUUGCUGGGGAUGAUGCGCCACGUGCCGUCUUCCCGUCCAUCGUGGGUCGUCCACGUCACCAGGGUGUGAUGGUUGGAAUGGGUCAGAAGGACUCGUACGUCGGUGAUGAAGCUCAGAGCAAGCGAGGUAUCCUGACACUGAAGUACCCGAUCGAACAUGGCAUCGUGUCGAACUGGGACGAUAUGGAGAAGAUCUGGCACCACACGUUCUACAACGAGCUGCGUGUGGCUCCUGAGGAACAUCCAGUGUUGCUGACUGAGGCACCACACAACCCGAAGGCGAACCGUGAGAAGAUGACUCAGAUCAUGUUCGAGACGUUCAACACGCCCGCCAUGUAUGUCGCCAUCCAGGCCGUACUAUCGCUGUACGCUUCCGGUCGUACCACGGGAGUGGUGAUGGACUCUGGUGAUGGUGUCUCGCACACAGUCCCCAUCUACGAAGGUUAUGCGCUUCCGCACGCCAUCUUGCGCUUGGACUUAGCAGGCCGUGACCUCACGGACUACUUGAUGAAGAUCCUCACCGAGCGCGGCUACUCGCUUACGACGACGGCUGAGCGCGAAAUUGUGCGCGAUGUCAAGGAGAAGCUGUGCUACGUUGCACUGGACUUCCCGCAGGAGAUGGACACGGCUGCCACGUCGAGUUCGGUCGAGAAGUCGUACGAGAUGCCUGACGGACAGAUCAUCACCAUCGGCAAUGAGCGCUUCCGUUGCCCGGAGGUCCUGUUCCAGCCGUCCUUCAUUGGCAUGGAAUCGGCCGGCAUCCACGAAGCCGUGUACAACUCGAUCAUGAAGUGCGAUGUGGACAUCCGUAAGGACUUGUACGCCAACACUGUCCUGUCGGGAGGAUCUACGAUGUUUGCUGGCAUUGCGGACCGUAUGCACCGCGAAAUUAACGCCCUAGCUCCGAGCACGAUCAAGGUGAAGAUUGUGGCACCGCCUGAGCGAAAAUACUCCGUGUGGAUCGGUGGAUCCAUCCUGGCAUCGCUGUCCACCUUCCAACAGAUGUGGAUCUCGAAGCAGGAGUACGACGAGUCUGGCCCUGGCAUCGUCCACCGCAAGUGCUUCUAAAGCUGCGGCACCUUGUUCCUGUACAUAACUUUUAAGGCGUUGUUUCGUUAGUAAAUUAAUAAACUCUAAUUGUAAC